AUGUCGACCACCACCCUCCCGAGGGCUACCAACGGGCCACCGACCUCGGCCCUCCCCGCCUUGCCCGUCGGGAAAACACGAAAAACCGCCGGAGGCAUCGUCGCUCCCUCACGUUCAGCCAGCAGCACACCUAGGAGCGGCCUGCGCGCUCCAUCGACUUCAUUUCUCCCUCCCUCAACGCCCGCCCCAACGACUGCGUUACCACAACCGCGAUCGGUCUCCGGUAUUGUUACUCCGGGAACCAAGACCAUUCGCAAGACGGUCAGCAUCAACUCGUUUCCUCAACCUCCUCGUGGCGACAGCGGUCGUGCCAGCCUUCCGCCUAGUCCCCUCUCCAGUGGCGCAUCGGCCUCUCGAAGGCCGAAAACCGCGGCAGGUGCAGAUAUCCAUAACUCAGGCAACACGCCAAGCCUGCUAAACGGCUCGGAAGGGAUAAAGUCUGUCCGUAACGCCGGGGCCAGGAGCUCGGAUGGCUUCAUCAGUGUAGGAUCGCCACCACAAAGUCGAAGCUCAUCUGCACAAGACUCAUAUUCAACCUCGGCGACGCAGUACGACGAUGUGACAGAUGGGACGCAAAACAAGCCAGGCGCCGGAGGCGAAAGCAAGAGAACAUCAAAGAUGGAUGGCAAGGGAAAUGUGAUAGUCAGCGUCAGGGUACGACCUGAUGCAGGCUCUAAUGAUCACGGGAGGACAGAGGGAGAAUGGUUGGUCGAUGGAAGAAAAUCGCUCAUUUCAUAUCGCGGCAAGGAGGGCGGUGAUUACUUUUACGAUAACGUUUUCGCGACGCAUGACGACAAUUCAAAGGUGUAUGAUCACAGCGCCAAGCGCUUGGUUAGGAGAGUAAUGGAGGGCUACCACGGCACGGUGUUUGCGUACGGAAUGACGGGUACUGGAAAGACUUUCUCCAUGCAGGGUACUGCUUCGUCGCCUGGUGUUAUUCCACUAGCGAUUACGGACAUUUUCUCGUACAUUCGAGAGACGCCCUCGAGGGAGUUUCUGCUACGCGUCAGCUACCUCGAGAUCUACAAUGAAAAGAUCCAUGAUCUUCUCAGCAUGCCCACCGGUAGCGGGGUUGGCGGUAACGCAGCUCAAGAGGAGAUCAAGUUGCGUGAGGACAGCAAGCGUGGAGUCUAUGCCAGUCCGCUCAAGGAGGAAAUUGUGCAAAGUCCGACCCAGCUGUUGCGUGUCAUUGCACGUGGUGACCAGGCACGCAGGACGGCCAGCACACAGUUCAACGCCAGGAGUUCUCGAAGUCACGCUGUCGUACAGAUUGUUGUGGAAAGUCGGGAACGGGUACCGGGUUCUUCUUCGACGGGUGGCGACAGCAAGCGGUCCGGCAUGCUCCCCGGCGGCGUACGCGUGUCCACUUUGAGCUUGAUCGACUUGGCAGGCUCCGAAAAGGCUGCCGAGAGCAAGGAGCGCCGUACUGAAGGCUCGCAUAUCAACAAGAGUUUGCUGACUCUGGGCACCGUCAUCUCGAAACUGUCCGAAUACAAGGACAAGGACGGAAAGAUCGACAAGGAUGGCAAGCAUCUUCCAUACCGAGACAGCAAGCUGACCAGGCUAUUGCAAGGAGCCCUCUCCGGAAAUUCACUUGUCAGCAUCCUCUGCACGAUCCAAAUUGGCGCUGCUGGUAGCAUGGCCGGAGGUAACACGCACGUCAGUGAGACGAUCAAUACACUCAAGUUCGCAGCACGCGCCAAGAACAGUAUCGUCAGUCAUGCGAAGAAGGCUGAGGAAGCUCUAGGAGCAGGUGGUGAGGGUGGCGCGAGAGUUCUGCUCGAAAGAUACCGUAUGGAAAUCCAAGAGCUCAAGUCUCAGUUGAAUUCACAAGCAAAGAACAAGGGCAAGGAGACCGAUGAGUACAAGGCAAAAGACGCCGAGGAGGAAAAGGCACGCGAAAAAGAAGCCGAGCAUCGCCACGAGGAACAACUUCUCGAAAUGCAACUCGCACGCACAGCUCUCAAGGAGAGGAUAGACCAUCUGAAUAGGCUGAUUCUGAGCUCCAAAUCGACAGGUGUCAACUCGAACGGGUCAUACAGCUCGUUGGGAAUGCACCCUCGAUCGUCGCUCGUCUCGGUCAGGUCAAUGGGGACAACAAGCGGACGAUCCCUUCUGGAGAGGACAUCGUCAAUGACAUCAUCUUCUUCUACCCUUGGUCGACGCACCAGCAGCCGGCGGGUGUCGAGCAGCGUGGGGGAGAUGAAUGUUGAGGAAGAGGACAGCCACGGCGAAUACGGAGACGGAAUAGCAUCUCUGGCGGCUCAGAACCGAGCGCUGCAGGCCGAUCUGACGGACAAGAACCGGUACAUCGCGACGCUGGAGAAGCGCUUGCUACAGGCUAGGAGGACAAGUUCAGCACGGGCAUCAAUCGGUAUUGGGGGUUCCAAAGGCAUCAUGGUCGGUGAGGACCACAGCGUAGCGACCGUCAUCAAGGAGAAGGAUGCCGAGAUUGCCGAGCUUCGUGCUCGUUUGGAUGACAAGGAUCGGAUGUUGAGUGCACUGCGGAGCGCCGCGCGGUCCAGGGACAACGCGGACCGAGUCGACUCACGCGCCGAGAUGCGGACAUCACAGAUCAUGGACGGCAGUGCAAAAUCGCCCAGCGAGGCGCGUACAUCACAGAUCAUAGAAGGGCCAGCGAAAUCGAGAUCACCUCUCGGGUCACCACCAAGUGAAGCAGCGCCGUCACCGCCCUCGCUUGCUCGCCAAAUGUCUGGGAUUAGGAAGCGGACAAAGAGCGUGGACGAAAUGAGCCGUAUACUUGAUGAGAUGCCUACGCCUUUACGAACUUGUGUCGGCUCGACCUCGGACACUACUGAUAAGGUUUUCUCUGUGCAGAUUCAGGAUCGUGUCGAGAGUGGCCAAAUCGUCCGUGGCGUGCGUGGCAGCGUCAGAAUUGCCAGCGAACAACGGAAAGCCCCUGCCAUCGCAGCGGAUGACCAGCUUAUGCAUGAACCAAAGCCCGCAUUGGCUUUGCAGGUCUGA
Messenger RNA from Pyricularia pennisetigena, 2985 nucleotides. RefSeq lists its product as uncharacterized. The record is from RefSeq and is a predicted model, not a curated record. Gene Ontology annotation, biological process: microtubule-based movement. The coding region runs from base 1 to 2985 and encodes 994 amino acids. NCBI's taxonomy places the organism in Eukaryota, Fungi, Ascomycota, Sordariomycetes, Magnaporthales, Pyriculariaceae. Gene Ontology annotation, molecular function: microtubule binding; ATP binding; microtubule motor activity. The transcript is spliced from 3 exons.